AUGUCGGAAUUCCGCUAUUCGACUGAUAAUUUCGAUGAGCCGGAACCAAUAUCCAACAAGCCAGAAACGAUCUGGGGAAUCGUUAUAUCAUGUAUGAUACUAUCGUGGAUAUGUGUUUGUCUUCGACUGUACGUACGGUUCAGGAUUGUUCACGCCCCAGGCUGGGAUGAUUUAUGCGUAGGACUUUACCUAGUAAGCACCGCUCAUUUCACGCCUGGUAAAUGGUCAUUAGUUAACAAUAUUACUCUCUGGAAGCUCACGAUAAGCGCUGGAUCAAUAGCAGUAUGCUUUGCAGUUACGUACGGACUUGGCCAGCACUUCUUACAACUUGAGUCGUGGCAGACCAAUGGUUUCUUAAAAACAUUUUACGUCGCAAACGCAGCAUACGUAACAUCAACAGCAUUGAUCAAAGAGGCUCUUUUACUACAGUACCUACGCGUUUUCGAUCAAGGAGUAUUGGUUCGCCGGUUUAUUAUUGCGCUGGUCGUUUUUACGGCGCUCUGGGGAUUUGCAUAUUCCUUUUUAGCUUGGGUCCCAUGCGUGCCGGUUCACGACUUUUGGGCCACAGGAAGUGGUUCAACUUGUUAUGGAUACGGUUCACAACAUGCUAGACCAUUUGCUGCUACAUUUGAGAGCCACGCCGCUAUUAACAUGGUUCUCGAUAUUAUGGUUCUUUUAAUACCCUUACCAUUACUUUUUAAAGAGGGUUCGACAGCAAAUACGCGUGUGAGAUUAGCCGCGUUACUUUCUAUGGGCAUCUUCGUGCUUGUCUUUGCGAUUUGGCGGCUAGUGACUCUUAUCGAACAUAGAGUAGCGACAAUCCCGACAAGAGAUCCGACGUGGUAUGGUCCCAUUAGUAUCGUCCUAGCCGUCUUAGAAGUUGACGCCGCGAGCAUCUGUGCAAGUGUCCCUAUUUUCUGGCCUGUGCUCAGGGACUUAAAUUGGGGUAAGAUCUUCGUGACGCAAGAAGUAGAUAUCACGAGGGAGACGCGAUACAUGGAAGAUGACGAAGAUCGUUUAACUCAUGGGACAACGCAUAGCAGAGCAGGCAGUAAUACGGAUUUAGGGGCUAGUGGCGGGAGAGGAUCGAGGAAUAAGGAAACGUACUAUCAAGAUUCGUAUGUUUUAAGCCAGGUAGACCCUUUCCGACCAUCGAUUGAGCGCGUACAUGCGAGCGCGAGGAGUGAUAUAGCGAAGCAUGGUUCGAGAAAAUGGAUGAAAUUAUGA
This is a messenger RNA of Daldinia childiae, 1227 nucleotides long. RefSeq lists its product as uncharacterized. NCBI's taxonomy places the organism in Eukaryota, Fungi, Ascomycota, Sordariomycetes, Xylariales, Hypoxylaceae. The transcript is spliced from 3 exons. The coding region runs from base 1 to 1227 and encodes 408 amino acids. The record is from RefSeq and is a predicted model, not a curated record.